Messenger RNA from Wasmannia auropunctata (little fire ant), 2609 nucleotides. RefSeq names its product ATP-binding cassette sub-family B member 8, mitochondrial. The coding region runs from base 212 to 2299 and encodes 695 amino acids. Gene Ontology annotation, biological process: transmembrane transport. Lineage: Eukaryota; Metazoa; Arthropoda; Insecta; Hymenoptera; Formicidae. The record is from RefSeq and is a predicted model, not a curated record. The transcript has 10 exons. Gene Ontology annotation, molecular function: ABC-type oligopeptide transporter activity; ATP hydrolysis activity; ATP binding. Gene Ontology annotation, cellular component: membrane.
GUUAUGUAUGAAUACACACGGCGGUCGCGGUAUUAUUAGCCUAACCUUCUCAGCGGCUGAGUGAAAAAAAAUUCCAUUGUCGCGUCCGAAAUUAUUAAUAGUGAUGCGUCGUCGCGAAUUCAAUAAACGCGAGACACACGCCGGUGUAUAAUUAAUACGUGUUAAUUUAAUUUAAUAAUACAAAUUAUUAUAUGUACAUAUUAUAAGAAUCAUGUCUGUGUUACGUGCUGCAUUAUUCACUUGUCACAAUGUCUCUAUUAUUUCAAGGUAUUCCUUGCAGAAGUGCGUUCUGCAAGGGAGGAGCCAAAGCGUUUGGGGAGCGGCGAAGCGUGAAUUUAGUAAGGUCACUCGAAGAUGUGCCGAAGAAAAUGUAAACGAGCGGAAGCUUACCACGUACAUUCUGAAAUUUGGCUUCAGCGGGCUUGGAGUAACAGCCGCUUGUAUUUUAAAGUCACGUAAUCGAAUUGUGCUUUGUAAAGAAGCUACAAGGAUAAGCGACGUAAGUCCGGACAAGCCGGAUAAUCCUGAACUGACCUUUGAUUGGACGAAAUUUUUUCAAUAUCUGUAUCCACAUAUCUGGUAUUUGUUAGUGGCGCUGUCAAGUGCAUUGAUAGUUGCACUGUUGAACAUACAAAUACCUCAGUGCGUCGGAGGUGUCAUAAAUGUGCUGACGGAGAUAUGUCAGAAUAGGAACGAAUCCGCGAAACAAGUCAUUUUGCAGCUUACUCAACCGGCCUUCGUUCUGGCACGCAUGUACCUUGCGCAAGCAUUUUUCACCUUUAUAUACAUUUACACUCUUUCGCACGUCGGUGAAAGGGUUGCCGUGAGCCUACGUCAGGAUUUGUUCAAGUCUAUUAUUACGCAAGACGUAGCGUUUUUUGACAAAACGCGCUCUGGUGAAAUAGUAAGUCGAUUGACCAGUGAUAUCCAAGAUUUUAAGAGCUCCUUUAAAAUCUGCAUUUCCCAAGGGUUGAGGAGCAUCACGCAAAUUGUCGGUUGCAUCGUCUCUGUAGUAGUGAUAUCGCCGCACCUGACCACCCUUGUGGUGUUCAGCUUGCCACCGAUAAUCUUUGUCGGCACCCUCCUGGGACGAAGUUUGCGCAAGCUGUCGACGGAGGCGCAAGAUCAAGUCGCAAAGUCUACUGCCGUCUGCGAGGAAGCUAUACAGAACAUCCGAACGGUGAGAGCUUUCGCCGCAGAGGAGAAAGAGGCGGAAAUGUUUUACAAAGAGAUCGAAUAUUCGGCCGAUCUGUACGAACGAUUAGGCUUCGGCAUAAGCUUCUUUCAAGCGGGAACGAAUUUACUGCUAAACGGCAUUUUACUGUCCACGCUGUACUUCGGUGGACAGUUACUCUCCACGGGGCAGUUGUCUCCGGGAAAUCUCAUGGCGUUUUUAAUGGCCACGCAAACCAUACAGAAGUCCUUAGGCCAGUUGUCGGUGCUUUUCGGGACCUUCGUCAGGGGGCAAAGCGCAGGGGCUAGGAUUUUCCAGUAUCUAGAUAUGCCGCCUUCGCCAAUGAUGACCGGUGGUGACGUAAUCGCGGACAUGUCUCUGGCGGGGAAUAUAGUUUUCAAAGACGUGAACUUCAGCUAUCCCACUAGACCCGAUCACGUCAUUUUGAAGAACUUCAAUUUACACAUUCCCGCUGGGAAAACCGUGGCUAUCGUCGGCACUAGUGGCAAUGGCAAAUCGACAGUGGCUGUAUUACUAGAAAGAUUUUACGAUGUUGACGGAGGCUCCAUUACGAUUGACGGUCGAGAUAUCAGAUCCCUCAACUCGAGCUACCUCAGAGGCAACGUUUUGGGCUAUAUAAAUCAAGAGCCCACUUUAUUCGCCACCAGCAUUAUGGAAAACAUUAGGUACGGCAGACAAGACGCAACGGAUGAAGAGGUCAUCGAGGCAGCUAAAGAAGCGAACGCGCACGAGUUUAUAACGAAGUUCCCGGACAGUUACGCGACCGAGGUUGGCGAGAGAGGCACGCAGCUCUCCGGUGGACAAAAGCAGCGGGUUGCCAUCGCCAGAGCCUUGUUGAAACAACCGUCCGUUUUGAUUCUGGACGAAGCAACGAGCGCGUUGGACUACGAGAGUGAGAGGGUCGUUCAAAAGGCGAUCGAAAAUGUUACGAGAGGCAGAACGGUUCUUGUGAUCGCUCACAGGUUGAGUACCAUUAAAGGAGCUGACGUAAUCGUCGUGUUACAACGCGGUGUCAUUGUGGAGAUGGGCACGCAUUUGGAAUUGAUUAAACGGAAAGGAGUAUAUUACACGCUCGUUAACGAGCAGGAAAAAGAGAACAUGUAAUAAUGGGAUUUAGAACAAAUUAUAUUAGUACAAACGAUUGAUGUGAAUCGGUAAAAGGGUAGGUGCAUUACUUAUUACUAUAUUUCUUUCCCGUUUUGUAAAAUAACUUUCUCCUCGUACCUCGACGUAUGUACGUAAGAAAAUGGAUUUACGGUAUCAUGUAAAUUGCUCACGUCUACCUCAGAAACGGGAAUCACAUUACGGAACGUAAUAAAUUAUUUUAUCUACGUAUAUUCGCAUUACAUGCACGUAUACAUACACCUUUCAUCGAUUGUAUAGUGACGAUUAAAGUAUAUAAUUUAUUUAUGAA